This is a messenger RNA of Clunio marinus, 1452 nucleotides long. The record is from the annotation of a GenBank genome assembly. Lineage: Eukaryota; Metazoa; Arthropoda; Insecta; Diptera; Chironomidae.
AAACAAUCGAUUAGUAAACAUAUUUACAUUGAUAAUUAAAAUCAUUUUAAAAUUUUAAUUCUUGAAAUGGAAGAGAUUUCUGAAAUUUCUGAAACUGAAAAAGUUCGAAUAGUGUCUGAUUUUAUUCUACAUGCACCUCCUGGAGAGUUUAAUGAAGUUUUCAAUGAUGUUCGUGUUUUAUUGAAAAAUGAUAAUUUACUUAAAGAAAAAGCUGGCUCAGCAUUUGCACAAUAUAACAAGGAUCAGUUAACUCCAGUUCGACUUGAUAGUACUGAUUCAUUCGCACUUAUUUCGGAAUUUAAUGAUCUAGGUGGCGGACGAUUUUUCGAUCCCCGUACGAAGCAAUCUUUUAAAUAUGAUCACUUGAGAAAAGAAGCAUCAGAAUUCCAAAACUAUGAGCCAGACGCAAUUGCUGAGCCAUGGCGUUCCGCUCUAGAUGUAGAAGCAAUUCAAUAUACUGCCAAUCAUUAUCGUCGUGGCGUGUGCUCUGUUUUUGGUCGCAAUGACGUGUCUACAAAUCAGAUCACAUUGUCAUUGUGUAUUGAAGAUCAUCAGUUUCAGCCUCAAAACUAUUGGAAUGGUCGAUGGCGUUCGCAAUGGAAUUUUACAUUCUCGAACACAGGAUCGGGAGCAGCAGAGGUUAAAGGUGUACUAAAAGUUCAGGUGCAUUACUAUGAAGAUGGAAAUGUUCAGCUUGUGUCAUCUAAAGAAUGCCGCGAGUCUGUCAUUAUUACGAAUGAAGUGCAAACUGCAAAGGAAAUUAUAAAGUUGGUUGAAGAUAGUGAACAAGAUUACCAGAUGGCAAUAUCAGAAAACUAUCAAACCAUGUCUGACACGACGUUUAAAGCACUUCGAAGACAGUUGCCGGUCACGCGAACAAAAAUUGAUUGGGGAAAAAUUGUGUCGUAUUCGAUCGGAAAAGAAUUAAAAACGCAAUAAUAAUAAUAAUAAUAAUGAAUUUUGCUAAAUACGACAUGUCAGCGUUAUGAUGUUUUCCCUUAUUCACUCGAGUUUACUUAUCAACAAUUAUUCUCCUAUAUCGUUACGUUUUCAUGAACACUAUCACCAAAUUAACAAAUAAUUGAAUUCUUUUUCUCUCGCGUUAAAGUCAAAACAUUAGAAUCACAUAAGUUCCCCAAGAAUUAAUAUUACUCUUUACAUUUUACAAGUUAAUUAAUAAAGAGAGAAAUCAAGGUUUAAAUGAUUACUUUUGUUUGAAAUUGUAUUAAUUAGACAUCAUUCUUAUAUUAAUUAUUCAAAAACUUUUUCUUAGUAUAAGAUAUAAAUUACCUAUUUUAUUUUUCUAAAACUUAUAAGUAUUAAACAUGAAAACCUUAACGAAUUAAAUUUUUAACGGGAAAAUUAAAUAAACAUUUAGCUAAAUUUUGACAAAAAAUAUGAAAACACUUAUAGGGAGAGUUAUGGUAAAGCUUAAAUAAAGACAUUUUCCCA